AGGUCCUCUCGGCAACGUGCUUGACCACAACUCUAGUCCUUAAACUUCAUCAUCUCACGUUUACAGCUGUGUGUGUGUGUGUGCCAAACCUCUACUACGUGUGUUUUACUUCAUCACUACAGGAUGCUUGCUGCCAUACACCGCUGCUGCCGCGCACGCACACCUGUGCUGUCGUCACUGCUGCUGCUGCUGCUGUGCGUGGUGUGCACCGCAGGCGCCAGCCCUUACACCCCAGACGAGGACACCCACACCCGCCGCUUUUUGCUGUCGUUGACGCAGGCUCUGCCCGCGCUGGCCCGUCUCUGGGACCCCUCCGUCGACUACUGCUCGUGGAAGGAAGUAUACUGCACCUCCAGCGGUGUUGGUGUGUACCUCUCCAACUGGGCCCUCUCCGGCACUCUGCCGGCACUCGAUGCAGACCUAAACGCGUCGCUGAUCCGCGUAUCGGUCCUUUCCAUCACCAACAACCCAGCGAUUGGUGGGACGCUGCCGCCCAGCUGGGGGGACCUGGCGGCACUGCAGUGGUUGUACCUCAAGAACAGCGGUAUCGCAGGCACGCUGCCGCCGCAGUGGGUGAACAUGACGAGGCUGCAGCACCUUGACGUGUCGGAUACAACCCUCUCCGGCACCCUGCCGCCCGCGUGGGAUCGGAUGGUCUCCCUCCGAAAGUUGGACCUGCGCCACACGGACCUCUCUGGCACCCUGCCGCCCACAUGGAGUGAGAUGGCCCCACUUGCAUUCCUCUAUCUGUCGAGUACACAAGUGUCGGGCACCCUGCCGCCGGAGUGGGGUCGGAUGGCCUCCCUUGGGGAGCUGAACCUCGACAACACGCGCCUGACCGGCCCCCUGCCCUCCGCGUGGAGGGAGGCACCGGCAUUAUCUUCCUUGAGCCUGAAGAAUACGAAGGUCUCUGGCACGCUGCCCUUGGAGUGGGUCACGAUGCCGUCGCUGCAUCGCCUUUGUCUGUCGGGCACCCAUAUCACCGGCACUCUCCCGGCUGCGUGGAGCAACUCCAGUGUGGUGAGCUCGCUGGACCUUUCUCACACCGCCAUCCGCGGUGCACUGCCAGCAGAGUGGGGUGCCGCACGCGGUAUUUGGUCCCUUGAUGUGUCGUACACCGCCAUCAGCGGCACACUGCCACGUGAAUGGAGCAGCCUGCCCACGCUUGGGACCUUCGAUGCGGCGCACACGGGCAUCAUCGGUACACUGCCCGCGGUCUGGUCCAACAUAUCACUGGUGAUGGCUUUCAACGUGAAUGGCACCGCUAUUUCCGGCACGCUGCCCGUGGAGUGGAAGACCUUGAGCGCCAUGAACCACUUUGACGUCGCUGGUACUUCCAUCACCGGUACGCUGCCCGUGGAGUGGAAGAACUGGACAAGGCUGUACGACUUCGAUAUCUCCGGCACCCCCAUCAGCGGCACCCUGCCUUCGCCCUGGAAAAGCAUGUACAAGAUGAGGGCGCUGAUGCUCAACGCGACGCAGCUCUCCGGCACCAUUCCGGAGUCGUGGGGCAACAUGACCGCCCUGGAGGUGGUGCGUGUCGCGGACACGCAGAUGACGGGGUGUGUGCCCAUCGCGUGGCUGUGCCGGCGGGGCCUGACGGCCGCCGACGUUGGUCUCACGCCGGCUGCGUCGGGUCGUUGCCCGAAGGCAUCCGAAAUCUGCCCCUUACGCGGCGUCGUUGCGCUUCUGCAGUGGCUGCUCACGGUGGUGGUGGUGACGUGCGGCGUGGUGGUGGUCGCCGUCAUCGUGGAUGCGUGGUGCCGGCGCAGUGCACCGGUGAUCCCCCACGGGCAGUUGGAUGCGUGGCACCACCGCAUGAAUGCGGACGAGGCACCUGUGCGGUACGCCGGUGGGCCGCGCGAGGACGCCGUCUCUGGUGUUCGUAGUGGUAAUGCGGGGUGA
Messenger RNA from Leptomonas pyrrhocoris, 1905 nucleotides. RefSeq names its product putative surface antigen protein. Gene Ontology annotation, molecular function: protein binding. The coding region runs from base 124 to 1905 and encodes 593 amino acids. The record is from RefSeq and is a predicted model, not a curated record. The transcript has a single exon. Lineage: Eukaryota; Euglenozoa; Kinetoplastea; Trypanosomatida; Trypanosomatidae.